Molecule: messenger RNA, 323 nt
Organism: Porites lobata
Lineage: Eukaryota; Metazoa; Cnidaria; Anthozoa; Scleractinia; Poritidae
Source: the annotation of a GenBank genome assembly
AUGGCUUUAGCUGGAUCUGUCUACCCUGUUUAUUAUCAGUUUUUCCCUUCUCUAAUACAACAUCGAACUCGACAAUUAACUCAUCUAUUGAUUCUGAGAGUAACGAUGGAAGUCAUGACAACUUACGUGGCAUUUACGCUCUACAAGAUAAUGAGCAACUGGAGAAUAAAAGGAAAAACUAUAAUGAUAUCUUACUAUGUCAUCUGAAUAUUAAUAGUAUUCAAAAUAAACUUGAGGAACUUGUUGCAAUGAUCAGAAAACUAAAGGCUCACAUUAUCUUUAUCAGCGAAACAAAAAUUGAUUCCACAUUCCACAUACCCUGA